AUGAGGCCCAGGACAGGCCAGGUGGAUCAUGAGGCCCAGGGGCCAGGCCCUGACCUCAGGCAGCGCUGGCCCCUGCUGCCGCUGGGCCUGGCUGUGGGCAUCCGUGGCCUGGUGUCCCCGAUGGCAGCAGCGUGGAGUAGGGCCCCAGGCCUGGGAACCAGGGCAGGAAGCAGCUGGUCCAGCCUGCAGAGACUGUGGGGCAGGAUCCUGCUGCAGCCCAGCCCCUGGAGGGCAGGCCCCAGGUGCUGGCCCUGUGGGUUUUGGUCUGAGCCUCAGUCACCGUGGAAUGUUUUUGGCGGCGGGACCCAGUUAACCGUCCUAGGUCAGCCCAAGGCCGCCCCCUCCGUCACUCUCUUCCCGCCCUCCUCUGAGGAGCUCAAAGACAACAAGGCCACACUGGUGUGUCUGAUGAGUGAUUUCUACCCGGGUGCCGUGACGGUGGCCUGGAAGGCAGACGGCACCACCGUCACCCAGGGCGUGGAGACCACCAAGCCCUCCAAACAGAGCAACAACAAGUACGGGGCCAGCAGCUACCUGACCCUGUCGCCCCAGCAGUGGAAUUCCCACAAAAGCUACAGCUGCCAGGUCACGCACGAAGGGAGCACCGUCGAGAAGACAGUGGCCCCUGCAGAGUGUUCUUAGGUCCCCAAACCUCACCCACCCACGGGGGCCUGGAGCUGCCAAAUCCCAGGGGAGGGUCUCCCCUUACUCCCCCACCCCAGUCACCCCAGCCCUUCUCCCUCAACUCAUAAAUCUCAAUAAACAUCCUCACUGUCAAUCAGAAA
Molecule: messenger RNA, 785 nt
Organism: Galeopterus variegatus (Sunda flying lemur)
Lineage: Eukaryota; Metazoa; Chordata; Mammalia; Dermoptera; Cynocephalidae
Product: immunoglobulin lambda-like polypeptide 5
Biological process (GO): antigen processing and presentation of exogenous peptide antigen via MHC class II; peptide antigen assembly with MHC class II protein complex; immunoglobulin production involved in immunoglobulin-mediated immune response
Cellular component (GO): MHC class II protein complex
Molecular function (GO): MHC class II protein complex binding
Source: RefSeq, a predicted model, not a curated record